UUCUUCUUGCUUGAGAGAGGGGAAAUCCAUUUUUCUCAUCUUAAUAUAAAACCAAACCCUAAUUUUAUUUACAACAUUUUUUGUAUGUUCCCAAAUUCUUUCUUUGAAACCCUAACUCAAAAUUCCUCAUCAACAUGGCGGGUAUAAUCAAAUCCAGCUUCUCAUUCAUGGUGGGAACAGUUUUUGGUGUUUAUGUUGCUCAGAAUUACAACGUCCCCAACAUUAGGAAACUUGCUGAUACCGGUAUGGCCAUGUUCAAGCACCUUGAAGAAACAUAUCGCAAGCCUAAAAAGCCUGGUGACGAUCAGUGAUUGGUUUGUAUUUAAAAUUUUGGUUUUGGAAUUUAUACGAAUUAGUUCUUCAUAUUGUUACUGGAAACUAUUUUAUAAUUGUAGAAUUUUGGGGCUUUCACUAUUUUAUAAUUAGUAAGAAUAUAGAGGUCUAAUUUAUGUACUG
Molecule: messenger RNA, 456 nt
Organism: Amaranthus tricolor (Joseph's coat)
Lineage: Eukaryota; Viridiplantae; Streptophyta; Magnoliopsida; Caryophyllales; Amaranthaceae
Exons: 1
Coding region: 135-311 (58 amino acids)
Source: RefSeq, a predicted model, not a curated record